AGUGACUAUUUCCGGCGCUAGUUCCUUGCUUCGAGAUUGGUCGGCUUGUGCUCCUUUGCUCUCCCGCUCGAUACGCGCUCGGGGACUUCCGUUUCCGGUUCUGACAGACGCGUCGGCCGGAGAGAUGAUCGGAGACAUCCUGCUGUUCGGGACGCUGCUGAUGAACGCCGGCGCCGUGCUCAACUUUAAACUGAGGAAGAAGGACACGCAGGGUUUUGGGGAGGAGUCGAGAGACCCCAGCACGGGUGACAACAUCCGGGAGUUCCUGCUGAGCCUCCGUUACUUCCGCAUCUUCAUCGCCCUGUGGAAUAUCUUCAUGAUGGUCUGCAUGAUCCUGCUGUUCGGCUCCUGAGUCCCAGAACCCGCACCGGGAAUGCCUCGCCAGCCGCCAGCCAGCCCCUCCGGCUCCGACGCCUUCGGGCGUGUGCUCCAGCAGCCUGGCCAGCGACCUUGUCCCCACUGCCUAAGCUCCGGUG
This is a messenger RNA of Ochotona princeps (American pika), 476 nucleotides long. RefSeq names its product small integral membrane protein 7 (gene SMIM7). The record is from RefSeq and is a predicted model, not a curated record. The coding region runs from base 125 to 352 and encodes 75 amino acids. Lineage: Eukaryota; Metazoa; Chordata; Mammalia; Lagomorpha; Ochotonidae. The transcript has 5 exons.